Batrachochytrium dendrobatidis JAM81 is the source of this 570-nucleotide messenger RNA. RefSeq lists its product as uncharacterized. The transcript has 3 exons. Gene Ontology annotation, molecular function: palmitoyltransferase activity. NCBI's taxonomy places the organism in Eukaryota, Fungi, Chytridiomycota, Chytridiomycetes, Rhizophydiales. The record is from RefSeq and is a predicted model, not a curated record. Bases 1 to 570 code for a protein of 189 amino acids.
AUGCUGGAUAGCACUGAAGAAGAUAUACAUAAUACCGAAUGUCGACUAUGUCGGCAUGAACGACCUGCUCGGGCACAUCAUUGUCGCAAAUGCAAGGCCUGCAUCUUGCGAAUGGAUCAUCACUGUCCGUGGAUUUACAACUGCGUAGGAUUUCGUAAUCAAGGCCACUUUGCAAGAUUACUGAUUUACACUGCACUGUUGUGUACGUUGACAAUUAUUAUGGUUUUUUUGCGUCUAUACGCCUUGAUUUUGGCGAUUGAAACUCCCGAGAAUUUUAACAUCACGCAAGGCGAAGUUAUUAUCACCGGCAUUAAUCUCACAAUUCUUGUUCCUUUAACAAGUAUUAUCGACAUGUUGGCAUUUAAUCAGAUACAGUUGAUUGUGAAAAACAUUACCACAAUUGAAGAUUUGGAUUUGCAAGACAGUGUCAUGAUGGGAAUUCCUACGGUCAAUAUAUAUGACAUGGGUUGGUUGGAAAAUACCAAGGCUAUAUUGGGAUCUAGAUGGUGGCUGUGGUGGAUGCCUCAGGAUAUGGAAGGAACUGGUGUGGUAUUCAACACUCGGGUUUAG